CCUGGAAGGAAGUAGCACGACAAACACGCGCAGAGUUGUACCCAUCGCCACUCUUGAUUCUCAAAACUCUUUGGGAAUAUUAGAUGCACAUAUUUAUAUUAUAACAUUCACCUUCGUCAUUUACCUGAAAAUCACAGAGACUCGCCACGAGUGACUUCACCCACAGCAGUGAGGAUGUUGUCAUGUCACUUGAGGUCGUUGAGGCUGAGCACGGUAGUAGUACGCCCACUGUUGCUGCACGCCCGCACUAUGUAUGUAGCCCCCGAGCCUGUAGUUAUUAUGCAGGAAGUGGAGGACAAGGGUGUCAUUACCCUCAAUAGGCCGAGGGUACUUAAUGCCCUCAACUACGAAAUGGUUCAGUUCAUCCAUCCCCGGCUCAAGGAAUGGGAGAGCACCAAGAGAUUGGUCAUCAUUAAAGGGAUGGGAGAGAAGGCAUUCUGUGCUGGAGGGGACGUGCGAGCCAUUGUUGAGACAGUAGGGAAGCCAGAUGCCGUGGGAGAGUAUUUCUUCCGUGACGAAUACAUCCUCAACUACCUCAUAGGGACUCUUCGUAUCCCUUACAUCGCCCUCAUUGAUGGCAUCACCAUGGGUGGCGGUGCAGGCCUCUCUGUGCAUGGCCAGUACCGGGUGGCCACAGAACGCACUAUCUUCGCCAUGCCAGAAGUAAACAUUGGCCUCGCUGCUGAUGUUGGUGGUUCCUAUUUUCUGCCCAGAUUGGAGGGACGGCUGGGAACAUAUCUAGCUCUGACUGGCCAUCGACUAAAAGGACGAGAUGUGCUAAAGGCAGGUGUAGCCACCCAUGUGUGUGACGGAGCAAGGAUUGGAGAACUAGAAGAAGCCUUACUGGACCUGCAGUUUGCAUGCCCGGAGGAUGUGGCUGCUGUAUUACAAAAGUUCCAUGAGGAGGCAACCUUCAGUAAGGAUGCACCAUUCUCCCUGCAGCCGGUGCUCCCUAAGAUUCAGUCUUGCUUCUCAGGUGCCACUGUGGAAGAGAUUUUUAGAAAUCUGGAGAAGGAUGGUUCUGAGUGGGCACUGAAGCAAUUGGAGAUCCUUAAGGGAAUGCCACCAUCUUCUCUGAAAGUGACGUGUCAGGUGCUGAAGCGAGGAGCACACUUCACCCUGCAGGAAUGCCUCACCAUGGAGUACCGCACUGUGAAGCGCAUGUAUAAGGAGCAUAACUUUAGUGAAGGCGUCCGGUCAGUCCUGAUGGACCGGGACAACAACCCCCAGUGGAAACCCAAGACUCUUGAGGAAGUUACUUCCGAAAGGGUGGAUGAGUACUUUGCACCUUUGCCUAAUGAAGAAGACCUUGAGUUCUAAACUUGUGAAGAUAUCGUGGCUAAAUGCUUUACCGUGAGCAGCAUUGUGUGUUGAAGGUUUCUGUAUUCAAGAUCAAGAUCUGCAAUCAAAUCUGGAGGCUGUUCAAGAAUGAAUCAUAUCAACUUUUAAGAGGAUUAUACAAGAUGGAACAACCUGUACCUUACGGAAAUAGAAGAGGAACCAGGGGAAACAUGGGAGAUGUCAGCCAUUGAAGUUUGUCAUCUGCUUGAAGAGAAACCACAGUUACCUUAUGUUCAACAGGAACGAGCCCAUAGAUGGGUCAGUACAUUCCAUAUUGCCAACCGACUAUCAUCACCUGCUUUAAAAGGUUUUCAAAUUUGAAACAUCUUAAAGCUUUUGCUGCCAUCAUUUAAAUCAAUGGAUAUUUGUGUGCAGCUUUGCAAGCAGUCAAGAAAACUCAAAUUCCCUUGUUGAAACAAGCCAAAAUUGAAGCCGUGAUUGCUUAUUUUUGCUAUUCAAGACUUAUAAUUAUAAAGAAAAUGGCCAGUGUUUCUACUGAUGGGAACAACGUUAGAAGCAACACUGACCCUAGUGAAGCAGUGGAUGACAGUGGUGAUGACGAUGUUGCUGCUGUUACCACUGGUGUAGGGGCUACAAAGAGUGCAGCUGGAGACCUCUCUAGUAUAGUCAGUAGUGGACCGACCAGCAGAGCUGCCCUCCAGGAUUCUUUUGAAUCCGUGGAUAAUGUUGUUGGCCUUCCUGAGCCAUCAGUGACAUGCAAGACUAAGGAGAGCUGCUCAGCCACGGGUGAUGGUUCUCUGACGGCUUGCCUAGCAGAUUCCCUGAGGUUGACUCAAUUUUGGUACCAUACCAAAGAAAAUUUAUGAAGAUGCAAUAAGUAAUUCCAGAAUUCCUUUCGGUAGUAGUUCUACCAACUAAACUUCGGUCACACUUGUAAAUGUAUCUUAAGAGUUCAAACUUAAAACUACUGGAUAUCAUACACCAUCAAACUAAUCUUUUGCGCAUAAUUCCUUACAUUUGUUUCCUGUUGACACUGGUUUCACAACUUUACAACAUGCUGCUACCAGAAGACCGCAUCAGCUACGUUUACCCCUGUGCAGGAUGACUCACAUUUAGCAGAGCAUCCUGUCAAGAGGCUCAAGAAGCUGGCACAGACUGACACUGUUUCGUAGUUGACACAAACACUCAACCACAAAUUAUUUAUGCAAGUACAAUAAGAAUAUAUAACUCUGCAUAGCAUAUAACUAUAUUUUAUGUAUCGUAUGAUAGUCAAAAUACAUCCUUUGCUGUGAGA
This is a messenger RNA of Scylla paramamosain (green mud crab), 2596 nucleotides long. RefSeq names its product 3-hydroxyisobutyryl-CoA hydrolase, mitochondrial-like. The record is from RefSeq and is a predicted model, not a curated record. The transcript is spliced from 9 exons. The coding region runs from base 175 to 1320 and encodes 381 amino acids. Lineage: Eukaryota; Metazoa; Arthropoda; Malacostraca; Decapoda; Portunidae. Gene Ontology annotation, cellular component: mitochondrion. Gene Ontology annotation, biological process: L-valine catabolic process. Gene Ontology annotation, molecular function: 3-hydroxyisobutyryl-CoA hydrolase activity.